CUGUUUGUCCUUGCAUGUCGAGCUUUUAUAAAUCUGAGGUGGCCAACAUACUAUUUAAACAAUUUUCUACAGUUUUCUCAGUCACCUCACUUUUCGAAUCAUCCUCCAUGAAUCGAUUCAGGUGUGUUGGAGCACAAAACAACAACAACAACAACAACAAAAAACCACAAAAGAAAACCGACACAACGAACGAAUCAAACCGCAGAGUCUACUGCAAAAAGAUUCGAAUCAGUGAAGUGAAUCACAGACAUGGGGGCGUGGCCUGUCUACUCGCUUCCUGCCCACUUUCAGUUAAAACGGUGCGCGCACGCGUCGCAGUUUCUGUCGGUCCCGGUAUGAGCUGUGGAUUUUCUCUAUCUGCAGUUUACUUUUGCUUUGUUUUUGUUUUUCUCUCUCUCUCUCCAAGGAUUCAGACAGCCUACAAUUAUCCCGACUGAACUGCACUUUACGCAAAAAUAAAUAAAUAAAUAAAAACAAAUAAAAAUAGAGCAACAACUGGAAAUUCACAAGAUUACCUGAUUAUAGAAAUGCCUCCCGGGUAUGUUUUAUUAAACAUAUCCGCACGAAAGCUGCGGAAGCGGAAACGAGGGUUAUAUAUGGCGCAAGGGGCAUCGUUUGCAGCGCUCCUGGGUCUGUGGCUCCUCUCGUGUCCUGUGAAAUGCUGGAGCAGCGGCGGAUUUCAAGGCGCCGUUCCUCAUCACGUGAAACUCAGCCCAGUCUCCUGGGAGCAGACAGAGCAGCCUGCACCGAGCUGGUCCGCCACAGGAACGUCUGCGCAGGCACAGGAGGUGCUCGGCUCCAGCCAGGAGGCUCUGCAUGUGACCGAGCGCCACUACCUGAAGCGGGACUGGUGCAAGACGCAGCCGUUGAAGCAGACGCUGCAGGAAGAGGGCUGCAUCAGCCGCACCAUCAUCAACAGCUUCUGCUACGGCCAGUGCAACUCCUUUUACAUCCCGCGGCACGUCUACCAAGAAGAAAGCGCCUUCCAGUCCUGCUCGUUCUGCAAACCAAAAACGUUCACCGUCGUCACUUACACGCUGAUCUGCCCGAGUCAGAUCCCGAGAAUCAGACGGAAACACGUGCGGCGCGUCAAACAGUGCCGCUGUACUUCCAUAGACUUGGAUUAAUACCGACCGCACAAAGUUACGUUUUUGCUUUCCCACGUGGCUGAUUAUGAAAAACUACACACACACACACACACACACACACACACACACACACACACACACACACACACACACAAAGUCCAUGUUAUUCUGUAGGUUUACUUCCAUGCACAAAAAACAAAACAAAAACAAAACAGCACUAAACUCUACCUUUUCUUGUUGAUGGGAGUGGUGCCCUUAAGAGUCUGUGUUUUGUACCCUUAAAUGUCUCCUUUUUUUAAAUUUGGAACCACGGAUAUAUAAGGAACAACCUUUAUGGUUGAUCAAUGAUAUUAAUGAUAUCAAUGGACCCGAAUGCACAUCAUUUUAGAGUGAAGUUUUACACUACAUGCAUCUUUCUAGGCACACUAAAAGUACAAAUGAUGCACCCCUGAGGGUACCCAGCGAAAAGGAAAGGUACGGUAUAGUACCGCUUUUUCUGAGUGAAUAUUUAAAGGGCAAAUCGUGGACCGUAGUCAGUGACCGUUCAUAACGCAGGCUGUUCAUUUAACCAGUAUAUUAAUUCAGCAGUAUUGGCGUAUUUUAGGAAACGACCACCAUUAUUUCUCAUGAGGGUCUAUUGGAGCUCCCCUCACAGGCCUCACAUUAUUCUGUUCUCUGUGCAAAUGCAGCCUCUAUAUCAUUUUCUUGAAAAUGCAUUAGUCUCUUCCAGUCCAGAUCCCUCGAGAAGGAAGCCCUAGGUAUUCUGUUCCACUUAUUCCCCCUGCUCUUAUUCCACCGUAGCUACCGCCAUUUCCGCCCGGCUUUCUUAAUGCCAUCGCUGCCGUAAAGUCUUCAGAGUGUUCAUUUUCUUGAAUGCAAACGUGUGGUGGGUUUUGUAAUGCAUGCUGGGCUUACUGUUGCACGAACCUGGCUUUUAGUAACACGGGCGUGGGUCAUGAUUUGUGUGCAAAGUUUAUUUUCAUCAAAUGUAAAUAGAUGGAAUUCCAACAGCGAGUGAAAAAUCCUGUCAGUCUCCACUAUGUGGACGAAGGCUUCCUGAACGAUGAAAAGAAAAAGAUUCCUUUGUGUACAUAAUGUAUUUUAAUAAAUCUGAACGCUGCAAAAAAAACCAAAACCAAACAACUGUAUUUUGAAUUUCGAAAUUAAUAUGGAUAUUUAUUUCCUUCAGUUUUGUAUUUGGAUUUCUGAACUACGCCGCCUCUCGUUGCUACUAAAAUCUGAUUCGUCCUUUCCAAACAGCAUCUUUAAAAUAAAAAAAGAUUACGAAAUCAGUAAGUUACAAACCAAAUGUCCAUUUUCAAAUGUUUACUUUAUGUACAGUAUCACGGGACUAUCACUUUUUAUACUGUGAUUGUAUUUCAGUGUUUUAUCCAUCAGAAAUACAAUAUACUCAACGUACAAAAUAAAGACGUAUUUUGUUGUCUGUA
Ictalurus punctatus (channel catfish) is the source of this 2536-nucleotide messenger RNA. RefSeq names its product gremlin 1a, DAN family BMP antagonist (gene grem1a). The record is from RefSeq and is a predicted model, not a curated record. The transcript is spliced from 3 exons. NCBI's taxonomy places the organism in Eukaryota, Metazoa, Chordata, Actinopteri, Siluriformes, Ictaluridae. Gene Ontology annotation, biological process: animal organ morphogenesis. Gene Ontology annotation, molecular function: BMP binding; receptor ligand activity. The coding region runs from base 528 to 1127 and encodes 199 amino acids.